Messenger RNA from Phycodurus eques (leafy seadragon), 3337 nucleotides. RefSeq names its product probable E3 ubiquitin-protein ligase HERC6. The transcript has 23 exons. Gene Ontology annotation, biological process: ubiquitin-dependent protein catabolic process; protein ubiquitination. Gene Ontology annotation, molecular function: ubiquitin protein ligase activity. The record is from RefSeq and is a predicted model, not a curated record. Bases 24 to 3065 code for a protein of 1013 amino acids. Lineage: Eukaryota; Metazoa; Chordata; Actinopteri; Syngnathiformes; Syngnathidae.
UUCAUCCCGGUGGACGUUGAGACAUGUCGCGCAUCUUGUUCUGGGGGGACAGCGCCUGUGGACACUUUGGCCCGCAGGCAUCCUCCAGGCCAGUGUCGUGGAGCGUCCCUGGUGUCGUGAGCAACAUUUGCUGCGGGGAGCAGCACGUUUUAUUCCUUUUGGAGGACGGACUCGUUUCCUCGUAUGGAAGCGACUCAAGGAGACAGCUUGGACGAAAGGUUUUUCAAAGCGAAAAAACACCCUCAGGCCGUGUGGAGGGCUUGGCUGAGGUGGUGAGCGUGGCCUGCGGUCAGGACCACUCUCUGGCCCUGUGUGCAUCGGGAGGAGUCUACUCCUGGGGGGCGGCAGAGGAUGGACAACUCGGGUUAUUGCCCAAUCGUGUAUAUAAUACUCAGAGAGCAAGUCCAGUGCAAAUACCGAUGCCUAUACCAGUGAUUCAGGUUGCUUGUGGAAACUACUACUCCCUGGCAUUGACUAAAGGGGGCGACGUCUUCUCGUGGGGUUUGAACAGUCAUGGCCAACUGGGUUUGGGGAGGCAGACUUCUCUGCAGUACACCCCCCUCCAGGUGCCCGCACUCAAUGGCAUACCGGUAAGCCAGAUCUCGGCCGGAGCGGCUCAUGCGCUGUUCCUCACCUUGUCGGGCCUGGUGUACUGUUGCGGGGCCAAUCAACAUGGUCAGCUUGGCCUGAACAGGAUUGAUGACAAAGGCCGAUUCAACAUCUGUGUUGUUCCUGCUCUUCGACGUCUGAGCGUUUCCUUCAUCACUUGUGGAGAGGCCCACUCUGCUGUCUUAACAAAGGAGGGCAAAGUUUAUACUUUUGGAGAGGGAGCUCACGGUCAGCUGGGUCAUGGCUCUUCUGCGAAUCAACUGACACCCAAACCGGUGGACGGGAUGGACGGAGUUGCCUCACAGGUGGCAUGCGGCAGACGUCACACUCUCGUUUUGGGAUCGUCUGGCCAAAUUUGGGCUUUUGGCAGUGGGGUUAAAGGUCAGAUUGGGAGCGGAAAAGCGGAGGGCAGCCCGGCGCCCGUGCUAGUACGACUUCCGUGGAGCUGUGACAGCGCGUCAGUCGUGCCCUCAGACUUGAAAAUAGCAGCAGGGUGGAACACGAGCUUUGCUUUCACUUCAUCACAGAGUGGAAAGCAACGCCCGAUAACCGGAAGGCUUGAUGAGAAAAAACUACUAAAAUGGCUGACGUUAAAAAAGUGCAAUCCAGAGGCUGAAAGAGAAAUCCUUGAGAUGUUUUUUACAAGCUCAAGCCUUGUUGCAAGUUUUACAAAAAGCAUUGGGCUUUCACUAAACGCAGAUGCCUUAAAUGUGGACCUCGAGGCUGCCAGCCGAGCUUUCUCUAAGAUGCUAGCAGUGCCGUGGAUCCGGAAAAAGGUGAACCUGGCAGCAUUGAUGAACGUGCUCGUCACUUUUCGCAGCUCCCUCAAAUCUCCAGAGAUCAUUGUGAUCCUGCUCUCGUGCCCGCUCCUCCACGAUGUCUCGGCGGUUCUGGCCAACGUCUUGCCUUUGGCGGUGGUUGUUGACGUGAUGAGUGAGAGGACUCAGGCAACACUAAAAGGCUGGUGGUCCUCCAUGCCAGCCGACAUGCUGUUGCAACACAUCCUGGUGUUCAAAAAUGCUCUGGAUUUUGUCAUCAAAAACGGCCUCUUGGUAACUCACUUUCCUGGCAUCAAAGCCACACUGGAGGUCCUCAAGCUCCUCUACAAGGCAAACAAAAGAGGGAAGUCCUACAAAGUCCCACUAAGCACCUUUUAUGUUGAGGACUUUGACAACAGGACGCUCGUGAAGGAUGUCUUUCUUUGGCGUCAACAUUCUACAAAAGAGGAUGACGUCAAUACACCUCCCACCUUUUGCCGGUACCCCUUUGUGCUUAAUUUGUUCUGCAAGGUGUCGGCCUUUGCCAUUUUUGCAUUCAUAACAAAGUUUGACUACCCCGGUGAAUCAGUGUCUUUUGAUGUUUUGGUACGGCGUUUUCAGUCCGAAGCGCCCGUCUUUCAGCUCUCUUUGAGACCAAGUCACCUGCUCGAGGACACCUUCAGACAGCUCAAUGCAGCAGAUCACGUCGCCUUCAAAAAAGAACUCUUGGUGCAAUUUGUGGAUGACAGGAAAGUGAUGAAUGUCAACAGGAGGGACCUCUUCCUGCACAUCUUUGAUGAACUGAUGGCGCCGCAGUCCAACUUGUUCAUGUACAACGACAGAAAGAUGCUGGCCUGGUUCCCCCCCAAGCCCAAGGUAGCGGCGAACACGUACUUCCUGUUUGGGGUUCUAUGCGGCCUGGCUCUGCACAACCAGAACAUGGUCCAUCUGCCCUUCCCACUUGUUCUCUUCAGGAAGCUGCUUGGCGUCAAGCCCUCAUUGGAUGACAUGAAGGAAUUUGAACCCACCGUUGGAGAGGGAUUGCGAUGCAUCUUGGAGGACUACAGUGAUAAUGUCCUCAAAGACAUGGAGACUACUUUUACCGUGUCUUGGGGAGGUGAUAAAGUUGAGCUUGAUCCAGAAGACUCUGAAAAACUUGUCACAGGUUCCAACAAGAAAGAGUUUGUGACCGCCUUUGUCAACUACGCCUUCAACAAAUCAGUGGAAGGCGUUUUCGAGGCGUUCAAGAAAGGCUUUUUCAAGGUUUGUGAGCCGGACGUGGUGGCGUUCUUCCAGCCGGAUGAGCUGCAAGCGGUGAUGGUGGGAAAUGAAAACUACGACUGGGAUGUGUUCAAGCAGAACACGGUUUACGAAGGAGAAUAUCAUGCUGCCCAUCCGAAUAUUGUUAUCUUCUGGGAGGUGUUCGAUAAACUGACAGAGGAAGAAAAGAAGAAAUUCCUUUCUUUUCUCACAGGCUGCGACCGCGUGCCGUUCGCGGGUAUGGCGAGCCUCCAGAUGAAAAUCGCCAUCUUGCCCGCCUCCACGGAUCUCCAUUACCCAGAGGCCCUCACCUGCCACUACCUUCUGUUACUUCCCAUCUACCAUCGGUACCCGAUUGGGAGGCAAAUGCACAACAGGCUCCUUUACGCCAUCAAUCACAGUCGUGGCUUCACCAAGACAUUUAACACAGAAGGCUGAUGGACGUCUACUUUACGUGCAACCUUUUUUCUUAAAUAUAAAGAACAGUAACUUUAUUUGCUCUCAUAGUGUAGUUUUACUUAUGAUAAUGAUUUCAUUGAAUAUUUACUGAAUAUUUGACAGUUAAGAUGCUCACGAUGAAUCCUGAACUGAAUGCAAUGAAGUACAAUAUAAUUCUUCUUGAAAUUAUUUUUUUUAAAUAUUGUGAGAAAUACAACACAUUUCAUUAUUGUGUGCUUAAAUACAUUGGUAAAUAAACAUUCAUAUCUACA